AUGGAGCCGAAGCCGGAGGCAGACGGUGAUUUGUCCCAUAAGAAGCGGGCGGACAGUAAAAAGGGGAAGAAGCCGCUGUGUGUGGGGCCGCCUCGUCCAGCCCGGUCCCUCCUGUGUCUGAGUCUCCAAAACCCUAUCCGUAAACUCUGCACCAGCGUGGUAGAGUGGAAACCCUUCGAAAUUAUCAUCCUGAUUACUAUUUUUGCCAAUUGUGUGGCCCUGGCUGUGUUCUUGCCACUUCCAGAAGAUGAUACCAAUUCCUUGAAUUUCAAGUUGGAAAAGGUCGAAUACAUCUUCCUGAUCAUAUUCACAAUUGAAGCGAUUUUGAAAAUCAUCGUGUAUGGAUUCCUGUUUCACUCAGAUGCCUAUCUUCGAAACUUCUGGAAUAUACUGGAUUUUGUCAUAGUUUUUGUCGGGCUCUGCACUGUAGCACUGGAGCAUCUCAGUCCAACAGCGAAGAGCGCAGGCUUCGAUGUCAAGGCCCUUCGAGCAUUCCGGGUAUUGAGACCGCUACGUCUGGUAUCAGGUGUUCCCAGUUUACAGGUGGUGCUGAACUCGAUAAUCAAGGCCAUGGUCCCUUUGCUGCACAUCGCACUGCUGGUCCUCUUCAUGAUCAUCAUCUAUGCCAUCAUUGGAUUGGAGCUGUUCAUGGGCAAAAUGCACAAGACGUGUUUUUACACUGCCACAGAUAUUGUGGCUGAUGAAUGGCCAGCACCUUGUGCCCAUUCAGGCCAUGGUCGUCACUGCACCCUCAAUGGCACCGAGUGCAGGUCAGGCUGGCCUGGGCCCAACAGUGGCAUUACUCACUUUGAUAACUUUGGCUUCGCAAUGUUAACUGUGUAUCAGUGCAUCACCAUGGAGGGCUGGACCGAUGUCUUAUAUUGGGUCAAUGAUGCUAUUGGAAAUGAGUGGCCUUGGAUCUACUUUGUCAGCCUCAUCCUACUGGGCUCAUUCUUCGUGCUCAAUCUCGUACUAGGUGUCCUGAGUGGGGAGUUCUCCAGAGAGAGAGAGAAGGCUAAGUCACGGGGCGAUUUCCAGAAAUUCAGAGAGAAGCAGCAGCUGGAUGAGGACCUGAAGGGUUACCUUGACUGGAUCACACAUGCUGAGGAUAUUGACCUAGAUCACAUCAACCGUGGAGAAGGGAUAUUAGCAUCGGAUGAAAGUGGCUCCAUGGCCUCUCAGGAACUGCUUGAGAAGGAGGGAAUGAGCCUGUUCUCACGCAUCAAUUGGCGAUGUCAGAGGUGGAAUCGGCUGUUCCGGCGGAAGUGCAGGGUAUUGGUGAAAUCCAACUUCUUCUACUGGCUGGUGAUAUUCCUCGUUUUUCUCAACACUCUGAUGAUAGCAUCAGAGCAUCACCAUCAACCUGAUUGGCUGACCAACAUCCAGGACACUGCCAACAAAGUGUUGUUAGCCCUGUUCACGGUGGAGAUGAUCCUGAAGAUGUACAGUCUUGGCCUGCAGGCCUACUUUGUUUCUCUAUUUAAUCGGUUUGACUGCUUUGUGGUGUGUGGUGGGAUCCUGGAGACUAUUCUGGUGGAGGUGAGAGUAAUGUCUCCACUAGGGAUCUCUGUCCUCCGAUGUAUCCGACUCCUAAGGAUCUUCAAAAUCACCAGAUACUGGACCUCCUUGAGCAACCUGGUCGCCUCUCUAUUGAACUCAGUCCGUUCCAUUGCAUCCUUACUCCUUCUCCUAUUCCUCUUCAUCAUCAUUUUCUCAUUGCUGGGAAUGCAGCUGUUUGGUGGAAAGUUCAACUUUGAUGACAUGAUUGUGCGAAGGAGCACAUUUGAUAACUUUCCUCAGGCAUUGCUGAGUGUGUUCCAGAUAUUGACCGGUGAGGACUGGAACUCUGUCAUGAAUGAUGGCAUCAUGGCCUAUGGAGGCCCUUCCUUCCCUGGCGUGCUGGUCUGUGUUUACUUCAUCAUUCUGUUUGUCUGUGGAAACUAUAUUCUGCUGAAUGUUUUCUUGGCCAUCGCAGUUGACAAUUUAGCAGAGGCAGAAAGUCUGACAUCGGCUCAGAAGGAAGCAGCAGAGGAGAAGAAGAGGAGAAAGUUGGAGAGGGCUGCCAACCCAGGCCGAUCGGAGGAAGAGAAGCUACUGUUGAAGAAACUUGAGUUGGCAAAGUUGAAGGCCGAGGGCAUUCCCACCACUGCCAAGCUUAAAGUGGAUGAGUUUGAAGCCAAUGUCAAUGAAGUGAAGGAACCUUACCCUUCUGCGGAUUUUCCAGGUGAUGAUGAGGAAGAGGAGCCUGAGUUUCCGCUGAGCCCCCGCCCUCGACCCCUUGCUGAGCUACAGUUGAAAGAGAAGGCAGUCCCCAUGCCCAAUGCCAGCUCCUUCUUCAUCUUUAGUCCAACUAACAAAUUACGCAAGUUGUGCCACAGAACCAUAAAUGCCACCACCUUCACAAACUUCAUCCUUCUCUUUAUCUUGCUAAGUAGUAUCUCACUGGCUGCAGAAGACCCCAUUCGAGCAGAUUCUUUUCGCAACCAGAUCCUUGCCUAUUUCGAUAUUGCUUUUACAGCUAUCUUCACCAUGGAGAUUAUUCUGAAGAUGACAGCUUAUGGUGCUUUCCUACACAAAGGCUCCUUUUGUCGGAAUUAUUUCAAUAUCCUGGACUUGUUGGUGGUCAGUGUCUCUCUCAUCUCCUUCGGAAUUCAGUCCAGUGCUAUCUCUGUGGUAAAGAUUCUUCGAGUCCUCCGAGUGCUCAGACCUUUGAGAGCUAUUAACAGAGCAAAGGGAUUAAAGCAUGUGGUUCAGUGUGUGUUUGUGGCCAUCAAGACCAUUGGGAAUAUAGUGAUUGUCACCACCCUCCUACAGUUCAUGUUUGCUUGCCUCGGGGUGCAGCUUUUCAAGGGAAAGUUUUACAGCUGCAAUGAUCCUGCCAAAAUGACAGAAGAAGACUGCAAGGGACAGUUUAUUUUCUAUGGUGAACCGGGCCAGCUUACAGUCCACCAGCGCAUGUGGAUUAACAGCGACUUCAAUUUUGACAAUGUCUUGUUGGCAAUGAUGGCUCUCUUUACUGUUUCCACCUUCGAGGGAUGGCCCCAGUUACUGUACAAGGCCAUUGACAGUCACACCGAGGACAUGGGACCCAUCUACAACUAUCGAGUGGGGAUUUCAAUAUUCUUCAUCAUCUAUAUCAUUCUCAUUGCUUUCUUCAUGAUGAAUAUCUUUGUGGGGUUUGUAAUUGUCACGUUCCAGGAACAGGGCGAGGCUGAAUACAAGAACUGUGAGCUGGACAAAAACCAGCGUCAGUGUGUCCAAUACGCCCUCAAGGCACGGCCCUUAAUGAGAUACAUUCCCAAGAACACAUAUCAGUACAAGGUGUGGUACGUGGUGACCUCCUCAUACUUUGAAUACCUCAUGUUUGCCCUAAUCCUCCUCAACACCAUCUGUCUCGGGAUGCAGCACUAUGAACAGUCGGAGGAGAUGAACCAGUUAUCGGACAUGUUCAAUGUGGUUUUCACUGGGCUCUUUGCACUGGAAAUGGUUUUUAAACUCUGUGCUUUCAAAGCUAAAGGUUAUUUUGGAGAUCCCUGGAAUGUGUUUGACUUCCUGAUUGUCAUUGGAAGUAUCAUCGAUGUUAUCCUCAGUGAGGUCAAUACAGCUCUUGCUUCCAGUGGGGGCCUCUACUGCCUGAGCUCUGGAUGCGACUCCAGUGAGUCAGAGGACAGCUCCCGUAUUUCCAUCUCCUUCUUCCGUUUGUUCCGUGUGAUGCGCCUGGUCAAGUUGUUGAGCAGAGGAGAGGGGGUUCGAACACUGCUGUGGACGUUCAUCAAGUCCUUUCAGGCUUUACCCUAUGUGGCACUUCUAAUUGUGAUGUUGUUCUUCAUCUAUGCUGUCAUUGGGAUGCAGGUCUUUGGGAAGAUUGCCAAUGUGGAUGGGGCACAAAUCAAUCGGAACAACAAUUUCCAGACUUUCCCACAAGCUGUGCUUCUGCUGUUUAGAUGUGCCACCGGUGAAGCUUGGCAGGAGAUCAUGUUGGCCUGCCAACCUGGCAAGCUCUGUGACCCUGAAUCUGAUUAUGAACCUGGUGAAGAGUACACUUGUGGAACCAACUUUGCUGUCUUCUAUUUCAUCAGUUUUUACAUGCUGUGUGCCUUCCUGAUUAUUAACCUGUUUGUGGCUGUAAUUAUGGACAACUUUGAUUACCUGACACGUGAUUGGUCCAUUCUGGGCCCUCACCACCUUGAUGAAUUUAAGAGGAUCUGGGCCGAGUAUGACCCUGAGGCUAAAGGGCGGAUUAAACAUUUGGAUGUGGUGACACUUCUCCGUCGUAUCCAGCCGCCCCUGGGAUUUGGAAAGUUCUGUCCCCACCGUGUGGCCUGUAAGCGGUUAGUCUCCAUGAACAUGCCCAUGAACAGUGAUGGUACUGUCACCUUCAAUGCUACCCUCUUCGCAUUGGUUCGGACGGCCCUCAAAAUUAAAACCGAAGGGAAUUUUGAACAGGCCAAUGAGGAGCUGAGGACAAUUAUAAAAAAAAUCUGGAAACGAACGAGUAUGAAAUUGCUAGACCAAGUGAUCCCCCCAAUUGGAGAUGAUGAGGUGACAGUUGGCAAGUUUUAUGCCACAUUCCUCAUUCAAGAACACUUCCGGAAGUUUAAGAAGCGUCAGGAAGAAUAUUAUGGAAUUCUCCCAUCAAAGAAGAACCAGAAUCAGAAUGAAAUAGUGCUCCAGGCUGGAUUGCGCAGUAUUGAGGAGGAGGUUGGCGAUAAUCUCCAUCGAACAGUAUCUGGAGAACUGCCAGCUGAGGAGGAAGGAGACCGAACAAUGGAGGACGGUGGCUUGGAUGAAACAAUUUACAGGAGAGCAGGAGGAUUAUUUGGCGAACAAGCUGACUCCUACCCAAUGGAUGGAAGUGGAUCCUUUCAGCACCAGAUCACGAGCCAGCGACCAUUACAGUUCAGUAAAUCAGAUGGCGGAGCGGAGGAAUCAGAAGGUCCACACAGCAGACCGACUGAUUCACCAUUCAACACAAUCAACUUCUUCCCAUCGAUAGAACACGGAAACACAAAUAACGCAAACAACACAGCACUGAGCAGGGUUUCCUAUGAAAAUGAGUUCAAGAAGGAAUUUGCAACAUUUGACUUCACCCAUGAACCUGGAGCUCGAUUGAACUGGGCCAGACAAGGCCCACUUCCAAUGCCACAGUGGUAUCCAAACUGUCCAGUGAAGAAAGCCUUCUCAGAAUCAACAGACACAAAGAGGCCAAAACAAGAGAGAGCAGCAUCAGCAUUGCAACAACUCAGCAAAGAGAUGCUGGCAGCCCAUGGAUUACAGAAACUGGCCAGUGACCCAGUCUUCUUGGGAAUGACAGUGAGUGAGAUGGCAGAAGCUUAUCUGAUGGAUCACAGUGAGCUGGAGAGCGUUGAACCUGUUGAAUAACUGAUCUGUAUUGACGGAACCCAAAGACAGUCUCUGAACCUCAUCCAGCAAGCUGCUACUGAGCAGUCAUGUCAAAGCAGCAGAAGUCACUCUCUCUCUGGGAGUCACUCUCCAAAGCUUAUUUACUGUCUAGUUUAAUUUUUGUGCAUUUUUAAUUCUGUCACUAUUGCCAAAGAUUGUGAAGUAAAAUGUUUGAGAAUGUAAGAGAUUUCAACUGCAACAGAUUGUAUGGAAACUGUAUGGAAGCUCCACGUCAGGAGGAUGGAUUGGAAGAACGACACAAUUCUAUGACUCUAGCCUGAUCAGGCUUUUUAGGCUGUGUACCAAUUGUGCACCAGCAUGGUGGAUGUCGAUGUGAAAAAGGCUCAUUAAACGCUAAGUGGCUGACAAGA
Messenger RNA from Carcharodon carcharias (great white shark), 5774 nucleotides. Its product is annotated as voltage-dependent L-type calcium channel subunit alpha-1S-like. Gene Ontology annotation, molecular function: high voltage-gated calcium channel activity. The transcript is spliced from 43 exons. Gene Ontology annotation, cellular component: voltage-gated calcium channel complex; membrane. Gene Ontology annotation, biological process: calcium ion import across plasma membrane. The record is from RefSeq and is a predicted model, not a curated record. The coding region runs from base 1 to 5382 and encodes 1793 amino acids. NCBI's taxonomy places the organism in Eukaryota, Metazoa, Chordata, Chondrichthyes, Lamniformes, Lamnidae.